AGUAUGAACGAUUUUCAUUAUUCUUCGCCACUUCCUUAUUUCAACACUUACGAAUACAGCCAUACACCAAGUGCUUCUUCAUCAUCUUAUUUUAAUACCCAUGACUAUGCUCAAGAAGACAUAUUGUCUUACCUUAACAUUCACGAUCAUAACGAUAGUGCAAACACUUCGCUGUCAUUUUAUUCUAACGCCUACGAACAAGAUUUUGUGAAUACUUUGCAGUCACCUUAUUUUAGUGCCAACAAUUUUGAUCCAAUAAGUUCUUCUCAGCUGUCAACUAACAAUGAGUUGGUUGAAUCAGAUGCGGAUGUUGAUACUCGACCAUGUAAAGUAGACAAUGGA
This is a messenger RNA of Dentiscutata heterogama, 342 nucleotides long. The record is from the annotation of a GenBank genome assembly. NCBI's taxonomy places the organism in Eukaryota, Fungi, Glomeromycota, Glomeromycetes, Diversisporales, Gigasporaceae.